AUGACGGGCUCUGUAAUACAUUUGGCUAGGCAUGUGGAAAUGUUAAUCAAAUACAUAUAUCACAUUCAUAUUGCGGAUUUAAGACCUGCGAUCAAGCUCAAAACCUACAAAGAUAAUGGAAAACUUGGCGAGAUGUUGAAAUUUGGUUGUACUUCUUACAUCUUUGCUGACAUUUGGGAUAAGCGUCGGGUACUUAAAGGUGUUAGUCUUUUGCAUACUACAGCGAUCAACAAUGGUGGAAGGCCGGCGGGAUCCUCCGGCGACAAGCGAAGGACAGGAAAUCCAAGUUUUUCGAUUGAAGAAAUAAAUUCUGAAGGAGAACCAAAUCAUGCUUUUAAUGGUUCAGAGGAUGACGAUUUUGAUAUGGAAUUUGCAAUGGAACAAGAGUCGUUCUACAGUGAAGUUUCAGCUCUACCACACCACAAUCACAAGAAAAAAGCAAGGCCAAGUCUAAUGUUCGGGUCCGACACUCCUCUAGAUUAA
Messenger RNA from Oldenlandia corymbosa var. corymbosa, 483 nucleotides. NCBI's taxonomy places the organism in Eukaryota, Viridiplantae, Streptophyta, Magnoliopsida, Gentianales, Rubiaceae. The record is from the annotation of a GenBank genome assembly.